GGUGGUAAGCCUUCAGGCCGGUAUAAGCAAUGACUUGCAUCAUUAUUGCUCUGCUUUUAUCAACACCCUCAUUUCUAUGGCGUGUUUUUCUUUUCGAAGUCCUGUCCUAUUUCCUUUGUGUUUUCAUUUUUUCACGAUAUACAAGUGAUCCAUUCACAUUUGGACGUUUUCUACCGUGAAUUACACUGAUAAGAGAUGUCUGUGUACUACGUUUGCUGUUGUCUUUUCCUCUUCUUUCUUGUAAAUAGCUUUCGAAUGUCUCGUACUCUUGAAGGUGCAAUGUAUGGCUGUCCGUGUGCGAAUGAAUCUGUGAGCAGGUCAGGCACGGCUAAUCCUUUCUCUGCUCCGAAGCGUAACGAGCAGCAUUUUGGAUACCCACAACGCCGUGGAAAGAGCACGCCGAAGCCAUGGUGGUAAAAGAACAGGGUAUAGUCAGGAGAGAAAUGUGCGAUUGCAUGUGGAACUCAGAAGACACGCAUCGAAGUGCAAUUGCAAAAGCAGGAGUACAACAACGCACGCAAAUAGGAGACUGUCGAGCAGACACGCUUGAG
Messenger RNA from Suillus subaureus, 551 nucleotides. RefSeq lists its product as uncharacterized. The coding region runs from base 196 to 417 and encodes 73 amino acids. The record is from RefSeq and is a predicted model, not a curated record. The transcript has a single exon. NCBI's taxonomy places the organism in Eukaryota, Fungi, Basidiomycota, Agaricomycetes, Boletales, Suillaceae.